CUUAUGCUCCUUCCUUUUUUACUCUAACGGGUUAGAUUUUAGUCACAGUCAUUUUCAAGGGUUUGCUGACGUUUUCUCUUCCACAGUGCCGUUGUAAAGUUCCUGUGCGCAUUGAAGUCAACGUAGGCAGUGUGGGCACGGUCGAGGUAAAAUGUGGAACUCACCCUGACCGGGCGGAUACCUCUAUUUUCUCAGUUUUCGAUGACCAUACUCAGUUGGUGUUUGCAAGGAUCGAUGAAAGCCGCAAGUUAUCAAAGGAGAAAUGCAUGUUUUGCUCAUUACUAUAAUUUGGUUGGUGACGUGCACUUUGCAGUUUGCACAAGCGGUUACAGAUCAGGAAAUCAUGAGCUAUGUAUUAUCGAGGGCGGACAACGAUCCUUGCGCGAAGUUGACACCUGCAUCACACGAACAAGCGAAACAAGCCGCCAGCGACGAUUGCGCCCGCACAUUUCAUUGGCUGGAGAGAUUAAAUUUUGCCGGAUUACAAUUGCCAGAUUACAAGUGCCCGGGUGCAAAUACGCCUAAAUGCCAACUUCUGAAACAGGACGACAAGCAGCUAGCUUGUGCGAAAGUGACCAAGUUGUACUACAAAAACCAAUUACUCGGAUGCCUGACCCAGGAGGUGAGAAGUCUCGGCUAUUGCUCCAAUGACCUCCGGCUUCAGCCAUCCCAGGGGGACAGAAACCGCAAGGCGCGGAUAGAGGCUAUGCGGAAGAAGCGUAAACGUGGCGCCGAGAAGGGUGAGUCAUCAGGGCCGCCCAAAGAGGACGGAGAUAACGUCUCUGUCGCGACUCUUAAAUCCUUUUCGGACAGCAUCACCGCUAGGACACCAAAGAAGUCGUCCAGACCUUCAAAACGCCCGGAUGGGUUGCCCCCGUUGGUCCCCAAAAAAAGAACCUGAUCAACAGAUAUCCAUCGGAGAGAUGCCUCUAACCUUGGUUUUGACGACGGAUUAUUUUUCAGCCCCUUAUACUCUUAUACUCCGUCACUUUAAGGUCUUUUUAGAGGUCAUAACCGGAGACCUUCCGCUGGUAUCUUGGCAAUGGUGGAAGCUCUUCCUUUUAGGACUCCAACAUUCAACUGACCUAACUACUAAAAUGAUUAACAACGUGUUGAGAAUUUUGUUUCACCAACGAACCAAAGUUUGGGCAAAUUUUGGCUCACGACGUCAUCCGGAGCUCAUCAUUCACCUAGUGGGUAAGAUGACCGUUGCUCCCAUAUAUUUUUCAUGGGGAAAUGUUGAAUCCUUGAAAGUAAAAGCUUCCGCCUGUCGCCAAGAGGCCGGUGUAAGGUAUCUUGUCUCCGAUCAUAAUGCGACCACUUUCCUAACAAAAAGAAUGUAUUGAACUCAACAUCCUUGAGGUCGAAGUAUCGACUGGAACCACCUCGGUAAUUAUUCAUUUUUCCAUAUAAUUUUGACUCUUUAACUUCUAAUGUAUUGUGAGAUGAUGUAAACUCCCACGCCAAAAAAUAAAAUAAAUUACUAUUAUUCACUUUU
Molecule: messenger RNA, 1498 nt
Organism: Bemisia tabaci
Lineage: Eukaryota; Metazoa; Arthropoda; Insecta; Hemiptera; Aleyrodidae
Source: RefSeq, a predicted model, not a curated record